AUGCCGCCGAAGCGCAGUGCCGAGGACGUCCAGACACUCAAGGAGAAACUCCACAACGCGAAUGUCCGCGGCCGUCGCACUGGUGGCACGAAUCCAACGAACGACAACAGCCUGAAAGAGGUCGACAAUGCGUCUACCAACAGUGGCCAGACAUCAAACGACCUCGACACCUCGAACAUGAAAUGGACUUCUCAAGAGUCUGCCGUUCUCCAGGGCUACCGACGAGCAUACCGCCUCGACACGCCCUCGACCUUCAAGAACCCGCUCAGCCACGUCGUCCUCGGCCAGGGCAUAGGACGCAUGUCCCCUACCAUGGCACGCGCGAAGUCAAAACGACGAGUACACAAAGCUCAGCUUGCAAUGGCUGUACGGAAGAACUUCAAUGCUAUUGGUGUCAGCGAGAGCGACGUCAUCGUUGACUGGCUGUACAAGACGAAACACCAGGAUGACGAGUUCCGUAUCCGUUUUACGCCGCAACGCAAAUGA
Molecule: messenger RNA, 486 nt
Organism: Didymella exigua CBS 183.55
Lineage: Eukaryota; Fungi; Ascomycota; Dothideomycetes; Pleosporales; Didymellaceae
Exons: 3
Coding region: 1-486 (161 amino acids)
Biological process (GO): regulation of DNA-templated transcription
Cellular component (GO): histone deacetylase complex
Molecular function (GO): transcription coregulator activity
Source: RefSeq, a predicted model, not a curated record